Molecule: messenger RNA, 5161 nt
Organism: Schistosoma turkestanicum
Lineage: Eukaryota; Metazoa; Platyhelminthes; Trematoda; Strigeidida; Schistosomatidae
Source: the annotation of a GenBank genome assembly
CACACAUGGCUAGUGCGGUUUCGGAAGUUUCUUUUAUUUCUUGGGCAUCAGCUGCUACAGAAUGCACUAAUCCAGUAUUCAAAACUGCACUAAAUCAACCAUGGCCUAAUGCAUCGAUGCAAAAAGAUGUGCUGUCAGUACUUGCAGCUGUUACUAAGACCAUUAAAGAUAAUGGUGGAAAAGAAUCGCCUACUGAGUACUAUGCUGCCUUGUUGACGCUGUUGAAUGAGUCAUCUGAAAAAGCUGCUGUUGCUUAUUUACUUAAGCUAGUCAUGUGCAAAGCUGUCCAGGAUUCACUACUGCGUAAAACAUGUGGCGAAGCUGCCAAAACACUUAUUAAACUUCUGUCGUCUCAUAGUGUCAAUACUGAUGCCUGUCUGAUUAAAUCCGUCUUAACGUGCCUCGGGAAACUCUUACGGGCCCAGUCAUAUGAUUCCUGGUCAACUGAAUCUAUCCGUCAUAUAUAUCGCCACGUGUUACGCUUCGUUGACAGCGAAAAACCCAGUAUUCGAAAAUCAUGCCAUUUAUCAGUUGUUGAUAUCUUGGGUUCAUUGAACGUUGUCAGUUUAACUGGAGAUGUCAUUUUUCACCCCGCUUGCCAUCAAACCCAGGAACACUUAUGUUCUGUUAUCCGUCAGGCGACUAAGCAACUGAUAUCCACACUACAUACAAAGGAUGUUCAUUGCACUCGGCUUUUGCAUUGUCUAAAUUUAUUAACUUCAAUAAUCCCUCUACUCCCUUCUAAAGAUGUAAAAUUGGCUUGUGAAUGUGUUCUUGAGUUAGCAAACUUCCCGAACCCAUUGGUUGUCACUAAAAUGUUCCACGGUUUUAAAAUAAUGUUUGAUUCAAAACCAUCGUUAAAAACUUUGCCUGUUGAUAUAGCUGCACGUCUUUUGACAGCACUGUAUUCGUGUCGACCCAAUGAUCCAAAUGUUUUUACAAUGUCUUCUACGAAUAAUACAUGUACUGGAGUGGAUGCACUAAUUUCUUGGAUGCAGGCUCUUGCCUCGGGAUGUGCAUAUUUAUGUGACUUGUCAUUGUUAGCUGUGAAAACUGAGGAUAAUGAAUUAAAGCAAACAAUUGAAAAUGUGGGAAGAUUUAGUAUACAACGAUUGGCUAAUGAACACUUGGAUCGUUUAGUCAAAACGUUAAUGUCUCUGUUGAUAUCUACUCCACUUCCACAGUUAAGAGAACCAAUUACUCAAAAACUCAAUCAAAUUUUUACGGAAGUUGUAGAUCCUCAACUUGAAUCAUGUCAGCUGGCUGAUAUACUUCCAGACUUUAUUCCUAAUGUUCUAUGCAGUUUUAUUACCGGUCUUCAAUAUACACAUUAUGAAGUAUGGAACCAUAUAUUAUGCUUAAUUGGUCGAUUUAUUAUGAUUAUUUCUAAAGUAUUCCCCUCCAGUACAUUACUAACUUUUAAUUCUCUAAUUGAAUUAUUAAAAGUAGUCUUGCAUCUACGUGAUUGUCUAGUUGAUGGUCCUAAAAGUUUAAUUAAUCUUAUCCAUGUUGAUCCGGAGAAUUUUUCCUUAAUUGGAUUGAAUGAUUUGGGUGAGAAAGUUAUUGAUGGACUUGAUAGUGUUUGUUUAUUAGCUGUUGAAUAUAUCGGUCCGGAAUUGAUUCUACCCGGAAAUAUAUUUUCUUUGGAAAUGAUUAUCAACGAGUUAGAGACUGGUAAAAUUGACCUGCAAAGAUCAUGGUUUCUGCCGUUGUUAUCGCGUGCAGUACCACAGAAAUCAACUGCAUUAUCAAUCUUUCAUAAGCAUAUCCUUCCUUUAGCUGACAGAGCUCUUGCUGUAGCCAUUAAAAAUUCUUCAACAUCUGAUUUAUCUGAUAAGACAAAGCCCCCAAAUCAUGCAUUGAUAACUUUAUCAAUUAAAGUUGCUUGCCAACUUUGGUCUUCAUUAAAUAUGUUUGUACAUCACAGUCCUACUGAUUGGUCAGAAUUAUCAACUGCUGGAUUAGGAUGUCGAUUAGUUAAAGAAUUGAAUUCAACUCCCGCAUUAAGACCAAUUAUUCUGCAUGUAUUUCGUCGAUUAGCUAAACUAGCUGUUGAUAAUGAUCUCGCCAUUACAGUUAUGCGUGGUGGUGCUAAAACAGCCAUACCGAACAUGUUAUCAUUGUAUGAAACAUUGAACACAUCUACACAACAUUCAUUAAAACAAAAAAUUCAAGCCACCUUAUCAUAUUAUCUACCAAUUUUAUCACCAAAAAUGAUUAGCUCUUUAACAAAAACUGCCAUGAUCAAAUUUGAGAAUACAAAAGAACCAGUUUAUUUGGAAAUAUUUCAAAUUUUAAUUGCUUACAAUUCUGUACAAGAACUGGAACAAUUCAUAACAAGAAUUAAUGAAUAUUUAAAUGAUAUACAAUUAUCGAAACCUUUAAAAAAACGUGUUUGUCGUGUUUUAGAAAGUAUUUGUGCUGGCAGUACUAAUCAAACAAAUGAAUUUUUAAAUUUACACUUUGAUGAUAUCAUUCGCAUGAUUUAUAAUUUAACACAAAAACCAAUUAUGAAUAAUCAUGAUAAUUCAAUGAAUGAAAAAACAAAUGAAUCAUUGAAAAUUGACAAUAAUUGUAAUGAGAAUAUUGAAAAAAAAUUAACUACAUUAUCAAUAUGUGAAAAAAUAAAACAUGACAAACAUAAUAAAUUAACAACUCGAUACUUUAUACCAUGGAAAUCUAUUUUACAUUGUAUUCAACAUUUAUUUAAACAUUUAAUCACUAAUGAAUUGAAUAUUGUAAUGAAUAAUGCUAAUCAAUCUAUUGAUGAAAGUAUAAUAACACCUAAGAAUUUAAUGGAUAAUGAACGUUUAAAAGAAUUUGCAAAUAUGUUUUUACCUGAAAUAUUAACCUGUUUGUGUGAAUUAAAUAGAACAGUAAGAGAUUUAGCUGGAAAUUUAUUAAUCAAUCUUGUCUAUGCAUUUGCUGGUCAACAAGCAUGGGAUAAAAAUAAAUCCUCUUUACCGCUAUAUCAAUCACAAAGCAAUUUAUUAACAUUUGAUAAUAAGAGUUCACGUCCACCAACAAUAAUGCAUAAUAUUAUGAAUGAUGACACUGACUCUGAUGAAGAUGAUAACAAUAAUGAUAGACAUAAUACUAAAUCUACUAAAACUUCUUUAACAGGAGGUUUAACAUAUUCUGACGGAGAAGAUAAUGAUGAUAUUAUGUCAACAAAGUCUAUGCCACGUGGUAGUCUAAUUUCUGAACAAAUAUGUUACGCUUUAAAUUUAGUUCUAUCACGUUUAUGGCCAUGUUUACCACCGCAUAAUCGUUUUGCUUCAAAUUCCAUUGAACUAGCACUACAACAAUCAUCAGCACAUGCAAUCUGUUUACUUAUGAAACAUUGGCGUUUUAGACAAGCACUUGUUUUAAAUAUUAAUUCUGAAUCAAAUUUAAUUUCACAAUUAGUAUCAACAUUAUUAUCUGAAGUGAAUUUAAUUAGUCAAUCUUUAGUUCAAUCAACUCAACGUAAAUUAAUUCGUUUAGGCUUACAACUUACAAGAUCAUUAAUAUUAUUCGUUAAAGAAGGUUGUAUUAGUUUAACAUCGGUGCUUGAGACUUUACAGUCCAUUCAUUCGUCGUGUAAACGACCAUUACGCUUUGUCGUGAAAUCAAUAUUAGAGAAAAUGAUCAAGAAGUUUGGACGUCAAGCUAUUCAAGGUUUACUAAAUGUUGAACACCAAAAAAUGGUACGCAAUUCAGUUAAACUUAUGGCUCGUCGUGAACGUAAAACUAAAAUGCUUGAACAGUCAACAUCGAAGACAACAUCAUCAUCAUCAUUGCUUAGUGGAUCAUCUAUUCGCCAUCAGAUGUCCGAUAGUGAUUCUGAUCAUAAUUCGAAACGAUCAAUAUCCAAUGAUAUUAAGAGUAUUCGUUCGUCAAUUCACAGUAAAGCAUCAUCAUAUCUGCCAAAACGUGUACAUAUAACUCGGAUGGAUGAACUUUUAGCUGCCUCUUCCAGUGAUGAUGAUGAUAAUAAUAAUCAUAAUAAUAAAUUUCUUAAAAAUAAAUCUCAACAUGAUCGUUCUUCAGUACAUUCACAUACUAAAUCCAAAUCAUCACGUGACAGCUUAUCAUCUAAACAUGCUAAAUCAUUAGUAGAAGAAUUGGAAAAUGUUAAACUUACUGCUGGUUUAUGUAGACGUUCACGUAGAAAUUUAACUGAAAAUGAAUCUUACACUAAUGAUAUGGAUAUUGAUGUGUAUAGUGAAGAUGAUGAAGAAAUUAAUAAAGCUUUGUGUAAAAAUCCAUGUAACUCUAAACAUCAAGUUCGUUUCACCGAUGAUACAAUUAGUCAUGCAUCAAUAACUAGUCGGAAUCAUUUAUCAAAACGUACUUCGUCAUCAUCACGUGAUCCACCUUUAAAUGAUACUGAUUUAUGGAUUGUAGAAAAUCCGGAUAGUUCAGAAAUUUUAGAUUUAUCUGAUCCUAAAUCACUUGCACGUCAUACAGCUUUUGCACCAGAUGAUGUGACAGCAAAAGCUAUGGUUAAAAUUUUCCAAAAUUCAUUAACAACUGAACAAACAAACGUAUCUAAUUCACAAUUCAAUGAUAAAUCUAAUAAUCAACCAUUUCCUAUUGUUAACGGGAAAAUUAUUAUUGAUGAUGGUAAAACUAAUGAAAAUAAUUUGACAAUGACUAGGCCAGAUCAUUUAGAUUGGGAUCUCACAGGCGAUGAUAAUGAUGAUGAUGGUAACUUACAGUCGAAAACUUCUUGUGUAAAUAAAAACGUUGUAAAACAAAGAUCUUGGAAAUCUAUGCCAAUUCCUGGUCGUGUUUAUGCAUCAAACAAAGCCAAAGGUGACAUGAAACGACCUGGUAUGCCAGAACCUUUUGCAUUUGUGCCACUUGGAGCUGGCAUCAGUAGAUCAAGCAAUUCAGUUAGUCAGAAAAUAACACCACUUGAACGUCGGCGUCUUUUGAGAGAAGUUGGCAUGGGAAAACAGAAACGAAAACGAAUUCAAGGUGGUAAACAGACAAAAUCGUUAAAGAAAUCUCCGUUAAAAGGUGUUCAUAAAAUUUCUAAAUCUUCAAAAUUGUCAAAAGCUAAAUUCUUAAGAGAUAUGUAAAAAUUUAAACCAUAACAAGAAAAAGCCUUGUGAUCAAUUUAUUUUCUGAUCAUAAUGUUAUUAUUCUAAUAAAUGAAUUUCCUUGAUUAUUU